GAUAUGCUGGACAGUGUCGAGAGUGACCGCACUGCACUGGACACGCUGUUUUCUCGGACAUCCGAUCACCCAAAGUACCUUAUGGCGUCCAUAGCAGCCAUUGAGGACGAUAUGCCCGUGGAGGCACCCCUGCCAUCAUUCGAUAGGAUAUUUACUGCACAGGAGGACGCGAAGGGCAAGAUGGCAGCGCAUCUCGAGAGCCUUGCUGCACACUACGACCAAAUGGCUGCUAUAAUGCAAGAGCAUGAGGCGGGCGAGGAGUUCAGCGAAGAUGACAUACGGGAUAUGAACAGAGAUACGGAAGAGCUGCCUGCUAUCCUUUCCGAGUUGGAGCAGAACAUGAAGGCCAUGGAGGAAACUCAGUACGCCACACUGCGACGUACCAUAGAUGACCUAGACGAGCUUGGUGGUAUCAUGUCAGACAUGCUCGAGCAGCAAGAAACAGUCGAGACCGAGAGCACAGAACAUCUCAGCUUGCUGCACGAGCACCUGGUCACGAUCGAGGACCUCCACCACCGCUACACGUCCUACGAGUACUCCUACAACAUGCUCCUCCUCGAGCUCGCGCGUCGUCACCGGUACCGCGAGGAUGCAGAGCGGCUGAUCAUGAGCGUGAUCUCUCAGCUCAAUACCAUGGCUGAAGAGGAGAUUCAGCUGCGCGAGGAGUUCAAGGCAGAGCAUGGCCAAUACCUUCCGGACGACGUAUGUCUGUACGUGCAGAACGCACCGACCCACUGGACGGUCAUCCCGCGGGAUGACGAGGAGGUCGAGGUCCUGCCUGAGAUGGAGGGCGAUCUGCUCGACAAGGCCAGGUCGAGAUUACAGAGAGUGGAAGGCGGUGGUCUCGUCGGUAGUCAGUCACUCUAGUACGGAGUGCACUUCUUCCCGCAUGUCGACACGAGCCGCUGUGUGCAUGUGCAUGGAGACCUGAAACUAGCUGAGACCUGAAGCAAGUGCCUGCCGGUAACCGUAUUCAGUAAAGGAGAGCGCUCCUUCGAUCCAAAACUUCUAGCCAAUAGGCAGCAAAAUGAGUCGGCCCAGGUUCGAACUGAGGACCUUCUGUGAACGCGAUGUUAGACAGAUGCGAUAACCAACUACGCCACCGACCCCUGCAUGCGUGUUCCCCGUGUCAUUCCAGGCUCCGGCGCCACCUGCAUCCACUGAAGAGAACGUCACCGGG
Molecule: messenger RNA, 1180 nt
Organism: Fomitopsis serialis
Lineage: Eukaryota; Fungi; Basidiomycota; Agaricomycetes; Polyporales; Fomitopsidaceae
Product: autophagy protein Apg17-domain-containing protein
Exons: 7
Coding region: 4-867 (287 amino acids)
Biological process (GO): piecemeal microautophagy of the nucleus; autophagy of mitochondrion; autophagosome assembly
Cellular component (GO): Atg1/ULK1 kinase complex; phagophore assembly site
Molecular function (GO): molecular adaptor activity; protein kinase activator activity
Source: RefSeq, a predicted model, not a curated record